Messenger RNA from Salvelinus namaycush (lake trout), 1065 nucleotides. RefSeq names its product guanine nucleotide-binding protein G(i) subunit alpha-like. Lineage: Eukaryota; Metazoa; Chordata; Actinopteri; Salmoniformes; Salmonidae. The transcript has 8 exons. The record is from RefSeq and is a predicted model, not a curated record. Gene Ontology annotation, molecular function: G-protein beta/gamma-subunit complex binding; GTPase activity; G protein-coupled receptor binding. Bases 1 to 1065 code for a protein of 354 amino acids. Gene Ontology annotation, biological process: adenylate cyclase-modulating G protein-coupled receptor signaling pathway. Gene Ontology annotation, cellular component: heterotrimeric G-protein complex.
AUGGGUUGCACGAUCAGCCAAGAGGAUAAAGCAGCGAUGGAGAGGAGUAAAAUGAUUGAUCGGGACCUACGAGAAGACCGAGACAAAGCGUCCAGGGAAGUAAAACUCCUACUGCUUGGUGCUGGGGAGUCUGGGAAAAGUACAAUAGUGAAGCAGAUGAAAAUCAUCCACGAGGCCGGCUACUCCGAGGAGGAGUGUAAACAGUACAGAGUGGUGGUGUACAGCAACACCAUCCAGUCUAUCAUCGCCGUCAUCAGAGCCAUGGGACACCUAAAGAUAGACUUUGGGGACGCGGCACGAGCGGACGAUGCUCGUCAGCUGUUUGUAUUGGCUGGUACAACGGAGGAGGGUGUGAUCUCAUCAGAUCUAACCGGUGUGAUACGGAAACUGUGGACGGACAGCGGGGUCCAGACCUGCUUCCUGCGCUCCAGAGAGUACCAGCUCAACGAUUCAGCAUCCUAUUAUCUGAAUGACCUGGACCGUAUUGCCCAACAAAAUUAUGUCCCCACACAGCAAGACGUGCUGAGGACCAGAGUCAAGACUACCGGCAUCGUGGAGACACACUUUACCUUCAAAGAGCUCUACUUCAAGAUGUUUGACGUGGGCGGCCAGCGUUCUGAGAGGAAGAAGUGGAUCCACUGCUUUGAGGGCGUGACAUCUAUUAUCUUCUGUGUGGCGCUCAGUGACUAUGACCUGGUGCUGGCAGAGGACGAAGAGAUGAACCGGAUGCAUGAGAGCAUGAAGCUGUUUGACUCCAUCUGUAACAACAAGUGGUUCACAGACACCUCCAUCAUCCUCUUCCUCAACAAGAAGGAUCUGUUUGAGGAGAAGAUCGCCAGGAGUCCACUCACCAUCUGUUACCCCGAGUACGCAGGAGCCAGUACAUAUGAGGAGGCAGCAGCUUACAUCCAGUGUCAGUUUGAGGAUCUGAACAGGAGGAAGGACACUAAAGAGAUCUACACCCACUUCACCUGCGCCACCGACACCAAGAACGUCCAGUUCGUGUUCGACGCCGUCACAGACGUCAUCAUCAAGAUCAACCUCAAGGAGUGUGGACUCUACUGA